This is a messenger RNA of Penicillium waksmanii, 1800 nucleotides long. Its product is annotated as F-box domain protein. The coding region runs from base 1 to 1800 and encodes 599 amino acids. The transcript is spliced from 2 exons. NCBI's taxonomy places the organism in Eukaryota, Fungi, Ascomycota, Eurotiomycetes, Eurotiales, Aspergillaceae. Gene Ontology annotation, molecular function: protein binding. The record is from RefSeq and is a predicted model, not a curated record.
AUGCUUCUCUCGCUUCCGACUGAGUUGGUUGAGCUCAUCCUCAGAACGUGCGACACAACAACAUACCUCCAGCUCGCUUUCAGCUGUCGGACUCUGCUGUCAAUUGCAACGAACGGUCGAGAGCUCAUAACCCAUCACCUCAAGAAUACGCCUGGCUGUCUCAAUGAUGACUACCUCGGAUCAGCAUCCAACAGGCAAUUGUUCCGAUUGCUUGUUCACCUAUCAUACCACCAACUCUACGGCGCAGAGUUCUACUCUGAACGCAAGCUUUUCAACUUUCCAAACAAGGUACUCGAUACUCGUGCUUCAUCCCUCAGAUUCGGUUCUCUCGAUAACGUCGCUCUCGUCUUCAAAAAUGAUGAAACCACUUACCGCUGUCGAAUAACUCAAGAAUGGAGUGAGCGUAUAAGACUCAAUUUUCCACUGAAGUCGCCGGCGAGCAAACUUGGAAAGAGGGAGAUCCUUUUCACUGCCCAUGGGGGCAAUGAAAGAGCUGACGGGGAAAAUUUCUAUGGGACCUACGUUCUGCACCGCUUCAAACCAUUUAUUGACCAGAGCGAUACCGACCAUCCUUUCAUUCAGCAAGCAAUGCAGUCUAGCCCCGACGGAAACAUUUUCCUUGCUUUCCACGCGGAUCGCCCAUCUCGCGACGUUUACAUUUACAGCUUCCCUGACGAGCAGGAAUAUGAGCCUGUCGCUCUCGCGGCUGCCCCAUCUCGGGACAUAGGUUUCAAAUUUGCUAUUUCGUGGCAGCAUCGCCAUCAUCACAAUGACCAUCAUGUAAUGCUUUAUGCAAACGCGGACGAUGAUGAGGACGACGACGAUUUGGAGCAAGAUGAAACGAUUCAAAUGAAAGGAUCGAGAUACGAUUCUUGCGUUCUCACUGAGAGCAUCGAGACCGCGGCCGAGACAAGCGGCCAGGGGUUCAGUCACGAAGAAAUCGAGAGAAGAGGCCCCGCAAUGAAGUUAGCUUUCAAAGACGAAUGGAGCCAAUUGCUACAUUAUCAUAGAGGGCAAACUCUCUACAGUUCAUUCCAAAAAGUUCGUUCACUGCCAUCGAUGGGUGCCUCAGAACAACCCAAAUUGGCCAACAAUGCUUGUCGAGUCAAAUUUUCAGACUCCCUAUCUCUGCAAUUCGCGAUCGAUCUUCCAUUCUUCAGCAAGCAUGAACCAGGCGACGAGCUCCCGGGCGGCCGAUGUCACUGGCAAUAUCUUGCCGUCGGCAUUGCCACUCACCGAGUAGAGCACUGGACAGUAGCAUGCUUGCUCAAGUCCGAAGCCUUCUCUGGUCGGUGUGACCAUGAGCGGAAUCUUGACCGCGGACGGAGAUUCGACCAGUGGGAGAUCAUGGCCCGACUCGACGGAUAUCACGAAUCGAAUACCUCGCACAGAUCUCUGAUCACUGCUUCUUUCCGUGGUACUCGGAUCGCAGCUGCGAGCUGGAAAACGGUUACAAUUUGGGCACUGAACCCGGAUGCGUUGGUUGAGCGUAAUGAGAGCGGUUUCUACCCUGAAUCAUGGAAGUCGUCGACAAUCGGUGUGACGGAGCUACCGCCUAUCGUCAUUGAUCUGGGUGCAGUCUGCUCACAGAUUGAAUUCACAGUCGACGAGAAUGAAUUGAUUGCUAUCACGGAUCGGGGACUGAUGGUCUUAACUCUCAAGCCGGAUGGCAGGGGGGUGGAAGUUGUUGAGAACUGCAAGGGCAUUUUUAACAGCGAUGGUAUUCCGGAGCAUGGCCCAAUAAAAGUACUGAACUACUCCGAGUCAGAAGAAGAAGAAGAAGAAGAAGAAGAAGAAUAA